This is a messenger RNA of Dovyalis caffra, 426 nucleotides long. NCBI's taxonomy places the organism in Eukaryota, Viridiplantae, Streptophyta, Magnoliopsida, Malpighiales, Salicaceae. The record is from the annotation of a GenBank genome assembly.
AUGAUGCCAUCCACAUUGUUCAUACAUAUCCUCCUCGUCACCGCCAUUGCCUUCUGCUCUAUCCCCACCGUUCGGUCAGAUUCCAAUCCAAUCCGAUUACCCACCCAACAGAACAACAACGAUGGUGAUGAUCUUGGUUAUGAUGUCUGUGGAGAAUGGAGCAGAAGACCCCCUGCCUCCUCCUGCCCCGUCAAGUGCUUUCGGCCAGACCCAGUUUGUGGCGUGGACGGCGUGACUUACUGGUGUGGAUGCGAUGAUGCUCGGUGCGCUGGGACCAAGGUGGCCAGAAAGGGUUUCUGUGAGGUUGGGAAUAAUGGGGCUGCUGCUCAGGCUCUGCUCCUUAGUUUGGAAAUCCAGAAUCAUUCUGUAUAUAAAACGGUUGUCCAAGGCAGCUAUUUGCUCCAAUUGAUUAAACACAUUCGCUAG